CCGGUCAACCCGUCGCCAUGACCUCUGCAGCACGACGAUCGCUUGCUACCAGCAUGGGUGUGGGACUUGCAGCUAGCAGGAACAGUGAGUCCGCUCGGACGGGUAGAGGAAGAGGAGUGCCCUCUCGAAGCAGUGCUGACAAUGCGUAUCAUAUCUUCUUGUGCUUUGCCUUGCCCCAACCUUACUCUAGCACUGCGAGCCGCUCCUCUAGCCAGCUCCGUCCGUCUCCUCAGCACGAGCACCACCUCAUCAUACCCACGCAUCGCAUCCACCUCUGUCCUCCCAUCGUCCGCACCUCGCCUCGAGCCAGUGCGAUCUUUUGCUACGACGAGCAAGAAUGAGCUUGCAGAGCCUGCUACGAUGAGCGAGGUGGCCAACAGGGGAUCGAAUGCACUUAGCUUGCAGCAGCCAAAGAACGGAGCAGGUGAGUAAGUGAGAAAGGUAGAGCGAGGUCUUGGAAAUGGGAGGGUGGGCAGAGAAUAUCGGAAGUGAUGAUGGGCGGACAGGGCAAUGCUUGUGGCAAGGCGUCAAACGGUUGCCAGAUGCAGCAUAGUCCCAUGCCUACGGUGUCGCACGAGGUGCACAGUACAGCUCCCUACCUAGGCCUCGAGGACCGCUGCUUUCUCUCUCUCGUGAGCUCGUGCGAGCAUCAGCUCACCUCAAUUUACCGCCCUUCUUUCCUCGCAGAGUACGUGCUCUCCACAAUGGACAAGAUUGUCAACUGGGCAAGGCAAGGUUCAAUGUGGCCCAUGACCUUCGGUCUGGCCUGCUGUGCCGUAGAGAUGAUGCACGUCGCUACUGCCCGUUACGAUCAGGACCGACUGGGUGUCGUGUUCCGAGCCUCGCCCCGUCAGUCCGAUGUGAUGAUCGUCGCCGGUACCCUCACCAACAAGAUGGCUCCUGCCCUCAGGAAGGUGUAUGACCAGAUGCCUGAGCCCAGGUGGGUCAUCUCGAUGGGUUCGUGUGCCAACGGAGGAGGUUACUACCACUGUGAGUGUGCAGAGACGAAUGGUGACUUGAGCCAGAAGUUCAGACGACUUACACCUCACGCCUGUCUGCUUUUGAUCCACUACAGACUCGUACUCGGUGGUGCGAGGCUGUGACCGUAUCGUGCCUGUUGACCUGUACGUCCCUGGCUGCCCACCCACAGCAGAGGCCCUGCUGUAC
Microstroma glucosiphilum is the source of this 1167-nucleotide messenger RNA. Its product is annotated as NADH-quinone oxidoreductase. Bases 495 to 1103 code for a protein of 202 amino acids. Gene Ontology annotation, molecular function: NADH dehydrogenase (ubiquinone) activity; 4 iron, 4 sulfur cluster binding; quinone binding. Gene Ontology annotation, biological process: aerobic respiration; mitochondrial respiratory chain complex I assembly; electron transport coupled proton transport. Lineage: Eukaryota; Fungi; Basidiomycota; Exobasidiomycetes; Microstromatales; Microstromataceae. The transcript has a single exon. The record is from RefSeq and is a predicted model, not a curated record.